Molecule: messenger RNA, 5192 nt
Organism: Hypanus sabinus (Atlantic stingray)
Lineage: Eukaryota; Metazoa; Chordata; Chondrichthyes; Myliobatiformes; Dasyatidae
Exons: 13
Coding region: 496-1134 (212 amino acids)
Source: RefSeq, a predicted model, not a curated record
UGUGGAGGGAGAUUCACUCUGUGUCUGACCCUGGGAGUGUGUGAUGGGACGGUGUGGAGGGAGAUUCACUCUGUGUCUGACCCCGGGAGUGUGUGAUGGGAUGGUGUGGAGGGAGAUUCACUCUGUGUCUGACCCCGGGAGUGUGUGAUGGGACGGUGUGGAGGGAGUGUGUGUUACAGGAUCAAGUGUAGGGGCCUUAUUCUGCGUCCCACCCUGGGGACUGAUGUCAGCAGCUCUGCCAUGGCUGAGGUUUUUGUGAGACCUACUCUUGCAGAUGCCGGAAGUGGCUUUCAAAGGCAAGACGUGUGGAGGAAGUUUAUCUCGAGUGGAGAGAUUUUUAAGCGCCAGCACCUUGCAGCCCCCACGUUCUCCCCCUCCUCACCGGACUGAUUAACCUCUCUUCCUCCAACCAGAGUCCUGAAUUUGGCUGCGUCUACCCACCUGGAUCUUCUGGGAGAAGGAUUACGGCCGAGCAUCUCUCUCUGGGACCCUGAGAUGGAGCUGGUUGACACUGUCUCCUUUUUCUGGGCUUUAUCGUUCUGUCUCCCUUUCUGGAUUAUCGCUUUCCUCUGCAUCCGAUGUCGGGAUGGGGCACCCACACGGAUCACCGCUGCCUUCGAUGAUUACAUCGAGACCAAUACGUUCAGACCUGGUGGACAGGCCCCCAACCACUCCAGCUUCACCGUCAUCCGUCAACCCAAAUUGGAAACUCCGGUGAUCCCGAAUUUGUUAGUGACCCCACAGCCAAACAGUCGGAGAAGCUCACUCCUUGAUAUGAAGGAAUCGGACUCAGAGAUGUACCCCAAUUAUGAAAACACAGACCCGAAAGAGAGCAGUGACGAGGAGGAGCUCAAGAAUGACACCAAUUAUAUAGAAGUUAUUCCCGAUGAUGUUCCUCCUCUGGCAGUACCUGUUCGAAGCACCCAAGUGUCUCGAAAUGAUCGGACUAGCAGUGGCACCAUUGGCGAGGACUACGAAAACCUCAAGGACGACGGGCAAGAUGGCAGUUCUAACUACGUUAAUGUUGAGCCUCUGGAUGAAGAGGAUAACAGGCAGAGUGUGGAGAAUGAUGAGGACGAAGAUGAGGAGCUAUCGGACUAUGUCAACUCCUCCAAAUGUGCCCUGCGGCAAUGAAUGAGACGGACAAUGCCGGUGUCAGAGAGAGGAGGAGGACGAGGAUAAUUUUAUUUCCAGUGGGGAAUUGUGCACACGAAUCGCCAGGCCUCUCCGCAAUCCCAAAUUCCUUGACGCUGGUGACGAAUGGGUCGAGUUUGUGACCUCCGUUGGGUUUGGCUCGGGAUAUAGGUCUUCAAACUGACACCCCUAACUUCCUCCUACCCACCUGAAUCCUAAAAAGGGUUCUACCCCUGCUGAUCCAAUGAGGCUGCUGUUACCCCGAGAGGGGUGGCCUGUGGUCUGUGGUUUUGCUGAGAUCUCGGGAGCCCACUGCUGAAUCAGACCUUGUGCUCGACCUUUCUCCCUUCCUCUUCUCCUCCCACCCACCCCAUCAAGCACCUCUCUCUGCCAGGUAAGGCUCCCCUCCCUGCUUCUUGUCUCCAUAAACCCUUCCCUCCCCUAUACCCCUCCCUGUUUCAAUCACCCUGUGACUCCCUACAUUCCUCUCCCCCUCUCUGUGACCCCCCUCACUCCCCUAUACCCCUCCCCGUUUCAGUGACCCUCUCCCACACCUUCAUCCAUCCCUGCAUCUGAGCUCCUCUCUCCCCUACACCCCUGCCUGGCUUUGUGACCCCCUCCCUCCCCUGCACCCCUCUGCCUCUCUCUCCUCCGUUACAAAAAUCUGCCGCCAAACUUCUAUGAAACGGUUAUCCAGUUCUGUCAAUGAAUCCGUAAAGUUCUCUCCCCGGAGAGACAUAUCCCAAAUGUGUUGGCAGAAACCUGGAAAUGACAGCAUGGUUGACGAUAUCCUGAGAUUAAUUAUUUUUGUUGUGUGUGUUUACUCUGAUGUACAGUAUUAGCUUCCUGCUCUUCCCUCAGAACUCGAUCUCUGGGGAAAGGUCUCCAUCCAAGGGCAGCGAGGGUGGGGCACUGGAGCAGAGGGGCUGGGAAUGGUGCAGAAAGAGAUUCUGACCUGGGCAAGUGGUACAUAGAUGUGUAUCUCUGUCCCUCUUAUGUCCGUCUCUAUCUGUUUCCCUCUAUCUCUCCCUGUACCUAUCCUCCUCUUUUUCUCCCUAUCUCUCUCUGGACUCUGCACCUCUCUUUCACACUCACUGCUCUCCCCCUUUGUCUCCCCCCUCUGAACUCCUUGGUCUCUCUCCCCUGUCUCAGCUUCUCUCUCUGCCCCUCUUUCCCACCCUCCUUGUCUCCCCACUCCUUCCCCCUCCCUCCCUCCACAUCCUCGGACCCAGGAGGAUUAGACGUGUUUCUGUGACCCAUGCGUGCCUUGUUCUCAGCCUCCCACCCGUCCUACUGGUUUUGGGAGCAAUGGGUGGCGGGACCACCAUUCUGCCUCCAGUCCCCUCCUUCAUUCUGACUCCUCCUGCUCAAUCCUGCUAGGGCCCAGCGACCUCUAUCUGUAUGGGGUCACGGGGUUUUAGCCAGAGCCUAGGCCUCAACCUGACCCUUCAGCCCCAAUUCCUCGGCCCAACCUAUGAUCUCUGACCGGGCCCUGGACUCUAUCAGCCUCCAGUCCAGGUGUAGAGUUAGCUCAGGCCUCGGGGCCUCUUGACUCAGGAUUCCAACCUGAGCUCCUGGCCCUGGGUUCCAACUCGAUGUCCUUAGCUUCAGCCUGAUCUUUAGGCCCCAGGGCCUCAGCCUGACCUGCUGGGAUCCCCCAGGCCUCUGCCUCCUCAUUGUGGCCCAGUAACUCUGCCCAAGCCACAGGUCCCAGUCUUAAUACCGUGGCUCCCCUAGGCAUCUGCCUCCUCAUUUGUCCCAUUGUUCCUCCAUCCUGUCGCCCCAGGACUUCUGCCCCAGCAUCAGGCCCUCUCUGCCUCCUCACUCAAUGGGGAUCCAGCCCUUUUGGAGGGCUGGGCUUCUCUUCAUUCUCCCCACCUCUCAAAACUUCUGAGCGAAGAGCAGGGAGACCCAGAGGGAAGGGAAGUGUUUGUGUGUGUGUGUGUGUGUGUGUGUGUGUGUGUGUGUGUCUGUGGGGUGGGGGGGGGGAGAGGGUAAGAAAUGAAACAAAACUGUAACUAUUGCAUGAAUUUUCCCUCUGUAAAUAAAGCCAUGAAGAUUGAUCAUUCAGAGUGGGGUCCUGGUCUUUGUCUUACUGCCCUCCUCCCUCCCCUCCAAAUCACUGCCUUGCUGAGGACAGGAGCCUGGGUCACAGUGCAAUGAGGGACAAGGCCCCUCCCAAACACUCCCUUCUCACACCAUCACUAUAUACUAUGUUCUAAAUCAUCACUUCAACAAAUUAGACACAAUUUCUACAAGAAAGAACAUGAUUAGACCAUACGCAGUGGGUCGCUGUCCAGAGGUAGGAUUAAGGUUGUGCCCGUUGGUUCACGAGCCGAACGCUUGAAGGGAAAUUGCCCUUUCCUGAAACUGCAGAUACGGAACUUCAGACGUCUGUACCUCCCGCCCGAUGGGAGCUGUGAGAGCUGCAUCAGGUAAGCAGGUGGUGUCUCAGACAGUUAUCUGAGGAGUGGCAGAUGGAGCUCAGUCAGAUAAGUGAGAGGUGUGGAAUUUCAGGGAGGCAAGUGAAGGCAGGACUCUCACAGUGAACGGCUGUGACCUGGGGACCGAUGUAGAACAGGUGCAGGUCCAUGGUUUCUGAGAGUGGGGGCACAGGUAGACGGAGGUGAAGGAGGUGUUGGACACACUGGUCUUCAUCCGUCAGGGCACUGACUUGGGAGGUUGUACAAGAUGUUGGUGAACACACACUUGCAGUAUUGUGUUCAGUUUUGCUUGCCCUGCUGUUGGGAAGAGCGCAGAGGAGAUUUGCGAGUAUUUUGCUGCGAUGAAAGGGUCUGGGUAAUGGAGACUUGGGCAGCUGGGAGUGUGGGAGACCAAGGGGUGACCUUAUAGAGGUGCAUAAAAUCACAAGGGGCAUUAACAGGGUUAAUGCAGUCAUUUCCCAGGAAUGUGGGAAAACAAGACCAGCUACCCCUUGCUUAGUGUACAGAUCUCCCCCUGAGAGACACCGGUCAGUGUACAGAUCAUCUCUGAGAGAGAGGGACUGAGAGACACUGGUCAGUGUACAGAUCAUCUCUGAGAGAGAGGGACUGAGAGACACCGGUCAGUGUACAGAUCAUCUCUGAGAGAGAGAGACUGAGAGAUACUGGUCAGUGUACAGAUCUCCCCCUGAGAGAGAGGGACAGAGAGACACCAGUCAGUGUACAGAUCUCCCUCUGAGAGAGAGGGACAGAGAGACACCGGUCAGUGUCCAGAUCUCCCCCUGAGAGAGAGGGACAGAGAGACACUGGUCAGUGUACAGAUCUCCCCUGAGAGAGAGGGACUGAGAGACACUGGUCAGUGUCCAGAUCUCCCCCUGAGAGAGAGGGACAGAGAGACACUGGUCAGUGUCCAGAUCUCCCCCUGAGAGAGAGGGACUGAGAGACACCGGUCAGUGUACAGAUCUUCCUCUGAGAGAGGGACUGAAAGACACUGAUCAUCUGUUUUAAGAUGUCACUGGUGCAGCACGGUGACAAAUUGCUGGCUGCAAACACAACAACUUUAUUACUGACACUUUUUCUGGUCAACAAUCACUAUAAUCAGUAGGCUGUAACUUCCUGGUUGGGGUUGAGAUAUUGAACCUCUGUACGACCUGCCAUCUGUGUGGUUUGAAUUGAACUCUCACAGGUGCAGUGUAGUUACGGCAUGGCCUAGUUGAAGUGGCAGGGCCUGGGCCUGAGAGUAGGGUAUGAGUUGAUGCUUGGCAUUGCUAGAGCAGACUUGGGGACAAAUCAAAGUGAGAGGACUGGUGCAAGGCAGAGUUGAGGUGGCAGGUCCCAGGCCAGGGAGCAGGGAGCAAUGUUGAAGCACCAGGCCAGAUCAGAAAGAUUGGGUCCAGUCUAAAUCAAGUCAGUGGAGCCCAGGCCUGAGAACAUACCAAAAUGACUGGGCCCGGGUUAAGAGCAAGAAGUUACCUGAUGAUUGGCCGAUUUAAGAGCUGGGCCAGUUUGAAAAUGUCAGGGUGCCAGGGCUGGAGGAGAGGAUUGAGCUGGUUCAGCUGGGUUCUCAUGAGGUUUACUCACCUUUCUGCUCAGCUGAGGCUGAGGCCUGCAGCAAAC